Molecule: messenger RNA, 753 nt
Organism: Schistocerca gregaria
Lineage: Eukaryota; Metazoa; Arthropoda; Insecta; Orthoptera; Acrididae
Product: plasma membrane calcium-transporting ATPase 1-like
Exons: 6
Coding region: 1-726 (241 amino acids)
Biological process (GO): regulation of cytosolic calcium ion concentration
Cellular component (GO): intracellular membrane-bounded organelle
Molecular function (GO): P-type calcium transporter activity
Source: RefSeq, a predicted model, not a curated record
AUGAAUAAUGUCGUUCAUCUUGUAUGGAUCAAUAUUAUUAUAGAUGUACUUGCUGUGCCAUCUCUUUUGGCCGAAUGCCCUGAUCCAACUGACCCAUUGAUCCAGCGUCAUCCACUGAACACUUGCCAUCCACUUGUAUCACAAACACUAGUUAAAAAUAUUUUUGGUCAAGUAAUUUUUCAGUUAUCUAUAUUGUUCUAUUUGCUUUUCCAAGGUGAUUUGCUUCUAAACAUUGAACCAGGAAUUCAUGUAAAAGACCCCUCACAGCAUUCUACAAUGGUUUUUAAUACUUUAAUAAUGAUGAUACUGUUCAGUAUAAUAAACGCUCGGAAAAUUUAUGGAGAGAGAAAUGUAUUUAGCAACAUCUUGAAUAAUACAGUUCUUUUUACUGUUUGGCAUAUGUGCUUUGUAUCGCAGGUUCUAAUAGUUCACUUUGGCAAGGCAGUAUGCCAUACAGAAGCAUUAGAUUUUGAUCAAUGGUUGUGGUCUUUGUUCUUUGGAAUUGGUGUUCUUGUAUGGGCACAGAUCAUCAGGACACUUCCCACAAGUUGUGUUAUACCUCAUACACUAUUUACAUACAGUGCAGAUACUCCACUAACAGAUAAGGAGUGGAAUUCUUUUCAAACUAAUAUUUGGAUUCGAGGGCCUGAAAGAACAAAAACAGAGAUUGAUGUAUUGUCUGAAAGACAUGGAAAAGUAUACCCAGACCUACGGCAGAAGAUGUGAAGUGAAUUGACAAUGGAUUACUUUUCC